This is a messenger RNA of Lates calcarifer (barramundi perch), 3699 nucleotides long. RefSeq names its product PABIR family member 2 (gene pabir2). Gene Ontology annotation, molecular function: protein serine/threonine phosphatase inhibitor activity. The transcript has 10 exons. Bases 1105 to 1986 code for a protein of 293 amino acids. The record is from RefSeq and is a predicted model, not a curated record. Lineage: Eukaryota; Metazoa; Chordata; Actinopteri; Centropomidae.
CUACUCCGGUGUGAAGUAACAUUGCUGGUACAGUGGAUGUGUGAAGAGUUUAUCCAGGAAUCAGAGGAUGCAGUCCGCCACAUUCCACUCGAGCACGCCGGCAGAUGAAGCAGUUUGAUUGGACAGGUCUGCUAACGUUAAAAGGGGCGUGAAGUUUGCUGCUAGCAGCUAGCUCCUGUGUGAUCAUCUGGGAUCCUGUUCAUUUUUGGCGGCGCCCUGCAGAAACGAACAAAAAACGACACUGUAGAGCGUAUAUUUACAACAAACACGGUUUAGUCUGUAGUCUGUAAGCCGUGGUAGCGAUCAGGCUGAUGGACAGGAACAUUUAGUGAAAUGGUGACCCGGGCUCUCUCUCUGGACAUGGCAUUGUGGCCACUGGCGUUGAUGCUAACUUAGCUAGUUAGCUCAGCAGGCUAGGUAGCUGAGCUGCAGGCUGUAACUGAAUCGACUAGCUAGCGAUAAGCACAACAUAUCAGUAGCUUACAUUAGCUAGCUACGCUGUGUUAGCUAGAAGGUAGACUCGCGUUAUGAGAAUCACUUGAGAGCAGCGUCGCUACAUUAACGUCACCUACGUUAGAGUUGAGGCGAACAUUCAUUUUGUACUCAAAGUAACCAUCUGGCUAGUUUGGCUAAGGCUUGCUAAUUUAACGUGCUGACAUGCAGUAGUAGUUGAGCAGUGUUUGAGUCACCAGCCACUGCUGCUUUGCACCAACAGACUAACGGGUCGGUAGCUAACAGUUACCGGGCAUUGUGCGGUAUGUAGCCAUGACAUGCUAACCGUCUAUCAGGAAAGUUUGUGAUUGGUUAUAACGUUACAGGCAGCGUUAGCACAGGCUAGUUCUGGCUGAACAUAUGGUCAUGAUAUGAAGAAUUAUAGAGAUAACGUUGUUAUAAUUGAUAGCCAGUGUUGAGCUGCUUCAGCGCCUCAGUUACACAGACGACGGGGCCUUGUAGAUUGCUGUGGGUUAUCUACACCGCGUUAGCUAGUUUGCCUCACGCCCGCUCAGUUGACUGACGGAUGAUGUUUGUACAAAGCAUGUAAAGUUAUCGAAGUUUGGAGAGCAACAAUGUAACAUCAAAUCGCUGGUUAACCAUCUUGAGUUCAUGAAUUGGUGUCAGGCAGCGUUAGCUUGCAAAAUGAACAACUCAGGAGGAGUCAUGCCACAAGAAAAGAUGGAGCUGGAUCUGGAGAUCCCAUCUUCGGUAGUUCAGGCCGAUGGACACUUGAGAAGAUCCAACAGUGCACCCAUGAUAAAUGGCUUAAGUGAUAACUCCCAGGUGUUCCAGAGAGAGGUCCUACGUAGCCGGAGAAAUAGCACUACAGUUGUCAACAGGCCCAACAUGGUCCCUUCAUCACCUAUUCGUGUUCCCAGCACCAGACUUCAUCAGAUAAAACAAGAAGAGGGUGUAGACGUGAUGAACAGAGAAACUGCUCAUGAGCGAGAAGUUCAAGCUGCCAUGCAGAUGAGCCAGUCCUGGGAAGAAAGCCUUAGUCUGAGUGACAAUGAUUUGGAGAAGUCGGCAUCUUCAUCUCCAAAGCGCAUCGACUUUGUGCCUGUGUCGCCUGCCCCGUCCCCAACCAGAGGGAUAGGAAAAAAGCAGUGUUUCUCUCCUUCACUACAAAUCCUUGUGAGCAGCAAUGGCCUAACACCCAGCCCAAUACCCAGCCCAACGCGACGCUUCAGCCGACGGAGUCAAAGCCCUAUCAACUGUAUCAGAGCCAGUAUACUCGGGCCAAUAAAACGUAAAGGUGAGAUGGAGACAGAGAGCCAACCCAAGAGGCUCUUCCAGGGUACCACCACCAUGCUGUCUUCUGAUGUCUCCAACCUGUCAGAUCUCAGUUCCUGUCACUCUCCAGAUUUACUGGAUGGCAGCCUCAGCAGUGUCAGCUCCUCUACUGACUCCCCGGGCAAGAUGGAGGGAGUGUCACCCUCCUCGUCCAGCAACUCGCCCUUUGCUUCCCUCCAGGAUUUGUCCCCAAAAUGAGAAUGGGAUAGCAAGAGACACUAAAAAAAAGACAGGCACAAAAAAAGCCCCUCUCCAGGGAACCAGUUUCCUUCUGAGACCCUCCACCUCACUAUUGCCUAGAUUUAGUUUAAUUUUCCAUGUCUGCUUUUGAAUGGCUGUUUUCAUGGCUAUACUCUGGAGGGUCUAAAUAUGUUUGAAUCAAGGAAACGAAAGCCAUGGAUGAGGUUUUGUGUGUAAGAGGUGUAAACCGAGUCAAACUGGGAAUGACUGAAGACACUGUGAGCACCAGCUGCUAGUAGAGGAUCUUGGAUGGUGCUCAUCUACAUAGUUAUGUUGUGUUUAAAAGUGGCUAUCCUGCAAAUCUGUCCUACCAGUUCCCCUCACUGGAGAGAGACACUGAGCACUGGACAAAAAAAGACUAUCUGGAUGUGUACAUUUCCCUGUUUUUGUGCUGGAAAACAGGCCUUUGUAUGUACACAGUCUGCAGAUUUUGUAAGAAAAGAUUUAACUUAUUGUUCUCCUGCUUUGUUUGUAAUUAUGUACAUAUUAACCUUGUCAAAUGUCGUACAUGGUUUUAAGUUUGGCUGUGAGGUGAAUGUGGGCACAGGUCUUCAACAGAAAAAGUUUUCUUUGUUAAAGGAACAUGAACUACUUCUGGGGUACAACUAUGGAAAUUUCCUUACUGUCCUACUGUAAGAGAAGUUAUGUUUUCAGCAGGUAUUCUGAAUAUUUUUAUGAUAGGCUGUGAACUGUGGUGAAUUUUUUCAGUUUGGCUUGUAUGCACCCCUCUGCACGACUUACUGCAACUUUAAUUGCCUAGAGUGAGCAAUUAAUGCACCUAGCAGUGAAUUGUGGUUGAAAUAAGAUGGUCAUCGCUGGUGGUCUUUCAACACUAACGGUUCCUCUGUAUCCUGUGUUGUUGUCAGGAUGUUUUUCGUAGAUAAAGUAUAGAAAUGAUUUUUUUUUUUUUUUCUGGCAAAAUGUUCUUAUUUAUGGGAAAAAAAAGUUUAUUAUAAAAAUUGGAUGGUGAUAGGUUUCUAUCCCCAGUAAAAGUGACCCAUUUGUGUUGUCAUUUACACCAAAUCAACUGACUGCUGGAAUGUGCAGCAAAAACAAAAUGGCACCAUCAUAUUGUGAGUGAAGAGACUGUUUCUGCUGUGGUUACAUUUAUUAAAAGCCUUUUUUUUGCACAGGAUACUCAAUCCUGUAGUGUUUCAGCUUGUGUGUAAGUCUUAAGAAGGGAAGUCCUAACACUUACAUAUAUAUAUCAGCUUUCUCUUAAAGAAUCCAAGAAAUGAAAUGUACUGAGGUUGAGUCUGUACUUUCCACUGUCAUGGCCCCAUUGUCCACGUCUCCUGUGUAACUUGUACGUCUGAACCCCUUCAUGGCUCUGUAGCCUCUCGUGUAUGUACAGAGGGAAGUGAUUGUAAAUCAUUUUAUGGAAGUGUGCCCUUUAAUUUAAGGAAAAGUCUGGUUGCAGUUCAUUGACUGAAUGUUGUUUUUCUUUUAUACAAAGAAGGAAAUGGAAAAAGUCAGCUUGCCCUGCUGCAAACGAGGUAUUUUUUCUAAGAUUAUGUUUUUUUUUCUGUCAUCUUAUGCAGUAUUCAGGGCAUGAAUUUAGCAAAUAAUCUUAUGCUAUACUGUAUGUCUAUAUUGGCCGAGGUGGCCUUGCUUGUGUCUUUUGUGAUUGCCAUCGUAGCAGACAUCAGGAUUAAAUAAAUUAUUUCUUUA